Molecule: messenger RNA, 2565 nt
Organism: Mycena citricolor
Lineage: Eukaryota; Fungi; Basidiomycota; Agaricomycetes; Agaricales; Mycenaceae
Source: the annotation of a GenBank genome assembly
CCCGUCACCACCAGCCAGCGCGCCAUUCUAUUUCCCUCCGUGACGAAAGGUCGCAGGGGGUAGAGGCUAGUGCUCGGACCCGCCAUUCGUUUAAUGUCACUCUCUCAUCGCACGACACUCAUUAUCGCAGUUGCAGCUGGCUCAGCAGGCGGCAUCUUGCUCAUUUGGAUACUUUUUCUCUUCCGAAGCCGACCCAAACCUUUGGCACCUCUGCCCCCGAAGCAAGAACUCGCCCGGUACCGAACCCAGUCGCAGCCCCCGACGUUACGCUAUGACCACUCGGCUUUACCCCUCCCUCGGCAAGAUUUACUCUCCGCGAGUAGUCGCUCAUCGUUGAUUCCCAAUAAUCGCGGGGGCAGUCCCUUUCGUCCGACGCCGAGUCUACACACGACUGAAUCUCCGUCGGAGGACAUCUCCCAUCUCGCGACGUCUGAGCCCCUGGCUCCACAAAUACCACAUCAGUUCCAGCUGAGCACCACCUCCUUGUCACUCUCCUCGUCCGAAAUCGAGGCUGCAAACACUUUUUCCCCGCUGGUAUCCAUAGGCGAUACAGUGUCCCCGCGAGCUCAACAUCCGCGUUCAGCCUCAUCUUCCUCCCGGCCCCGCCGACGAUCGCGGCCCCUUUCUAUAGGAUCUGCCGCCAGUUCGCGGAACACCAUCAGAGGCCUGCCUCACGGGCCGCACAGUCAGGUCAACAUCGUCCUUCCAGCGCCUCUCGGCGUUCCUCAGAGUCCGGGGCGCACUUUGAGCCAGGAGCACCCGAGACAAUUGUCUUCGCGCGCUAGUGUGGCUGAUUUGUGGGCUCCCGCUAUUGUGAGAACUGAGGGACAGAGAUCUUUGAGCACGGAACCUAAGAGACCUUCCAGUCAACCUUCUAGCCAACCUCCCUCCGCACCCCACAUGCGACAUGCAUCUGAAUCCACACUUCCUUCGGUUACCGGUCCUUAUGGUGUACCGCCAGUUCCCCGGAUCCCAGACCAAUGGGCGGCAGAUUACUCUGCGCGGGGUCGCGUUCGAGAUCGAACAUCAAGCACAGAUCCACCCACCCCACCCGCCGCCCCUCCUUCAUCAUACAGUAGGCUCCAGAAGCAACGAAGUCAGUCCAGAGGUAGAUGACACUGUAGUAGGUAAUUCGCGUAAUAGACACAAGAACAUGUGAAUGUGUGUGACCAGUAGAAAGUGUGAUUCCUGAGUGUCGGACCCUGACUCGAUUUUGUUUCCUGCCAAUGGCCACCUCCCUUCUACGCGCUCUGCGUCGUCCGAAUCCAUUGCGCAGCUGGACAGUUCAACGCUAUGUCUCGAAUGUCGUCCCAGAUCCCAUGACUGGCGAGCUCAUGCCCCCGACUCCGGAAAUUGAGCCCAGCCGCCUCGAAAUCAUCCAAAACAACAGCCCGAGCACCCCUCCCCCGUCGAACACGCUGGUUUUUGGACACACCUUCACAGACCAUAUGCUCACGAUCCCGUGGAACGUUGUCGGCGGCUGGGGAGCUCCUCAGAUUCGGCCGUAUGGCCCUCUGGAAUUGGCGCCUAGUUCGACUGUGCUCCAUUACGCGCAAACCAUCUUCGAGGGGAUGAAAGCGUAUCGGGACGAGAAUGGGAAGGUGACUCUGUUCCGGCCGGACAUGAACAUGAAGCGGAUGAACAACAGCGCUAAACGCAUUGCUCUCCCUACUUUCAACGGCGACGCGCUUCUCGAAUGCAUCAAGGAGCUCGUUCGCAUCGACAAGCACUGGAUUCCCAGGGAGCCUGGACACAGCAUGUACGUCCGCCCGACACUAAUUGGAACCCAAAAGGCGAUUGGUGUUGGUCCGCCGAACGAAGCGCUGCUGUUUGUCAUCAUGAGCCCUGUCGGACCCUACUAUCCGACCGGUUUCAAGCCGGUCUCGCUGUACGGCACUACAGAAUACAUCCGGGCCGCUCCUGGCGGCACUGGUGCGUAUAAACUCGGCGUGAACUACGCCCCCGGUGUGAUGCCUCAGCAAUCUGCUUAUGCUCUCGGGUACUCUCAGAACCUGUGGCUGCAUGGACCCGAGCAUGAGCUGACUGAAGUCGGGACGAUGAACAUGUUCGCCGUCUUCAAAUCGGAUGAUGGAACUGUGGAACUCGUUACCCCGCCGCUAGACGGGAUGAUUCUUCCUGGUGUUACGCGAGACUCUGUGCUCACUCUGGCACGCGAGCAUCUCUCCGGCAAAAAGGUCAUCCCAGGGCUGUCUGAUAAGCUCGUGGUCUCCGAACGCAAAAUCCCGAUGAAGGAAGUGAAGGAUGCAGCUGCGACAGGCCGCCUUGUGGAAAUGUUCGGUGCUGGGACCGCCGCAGUCAUCAGCCCAGUGGACAGAAUCGGGUAUCUUGGUCAGGACAUCCAUGUUCCUGCUGGUGAAGAUGGGAUGGGCCCAAUCUCGAGACCAAUCUGGACAGAGCUCGUUGGAAGGCAGUUGGGAACGAUCCCCAGCGACUGGAGUGUUCCGGUCACUGAAUGAGGUCAGCAGCCUCAAACCUUGUCCAUAAUUACUAUAAUUUAGUCAAGUACAUGAUCAUGGGCUCCAAGACUACGAUCAUAAAAACCCA